GCUAACGCCAUCACACUCAGUGGCUACGACAGGAGGGCAGCAUUUAGAUGGCUACAACAGCAGCAACCUUUAUUACACUUCUUUAAUUCCAUCACAACGCCUAUGGAAUAUAGUGCUACGGAUUUAUAAGUGCACUUUAAACGGGGCCUCUGUUUUGGUGGUGUACAAAGCAAUGUUGAGAAAAUAAAGAUCCUGCCACGGAGAAAAACAGAGAUUAUAGAUAAUGGGCUGUGUGCAAUGCAAGGAUAAAGAAGCAACCAAACUCACAGAGGACAGAGACACCAGCAUCUCCCAGCCUGCAGGCUACCGCUAUGGGGCGGACCCCACGCCACAGCACUACCCAAGCUUCGGGGUCACGGCUAUCCCUAACUACAACAACUUCCACACACCUGUCGGACAAGGGAUGACUGUUUUUGGUGGGAUCAGCACUUCUUCUAACACUGGAACCCUCAGGACCCGUGGUGGCACAGGAGUCACCCUCUUUGUGGCACUUUAUGAUUAUGAAGCACGGACAGAAGAUGACCUCAGUUUCAGAAAAGGAGAACGGUUCCAGAUUAUCAACAGCACUGAAGGGGACUGGUGGGACGCACGCUCGCUCACCACAGGUGGCAGUGGUUAUAUCCCUAGUAAUUACGUGGCUCCAGUGGAUUCCAUCCAGGCAGAGGAUUGGUACUUUGGUAAACUGGGCCGAAAGGAAGCCGAAAGACAGUUGCUUUCCACUGGGAACCCACGGGGUACUUACCUUAUCCGGGAGAGUGAAACCACAAAGGGUGCCUUUUCCUUAUCCAUACGGGAUUGGGAUGACGUUAAAGGCGACCAUGUGAAACAUUAUAAGAUCCGCAAGCUGGACAGCGGUGGCUACUACAUCACCACCAGGGCUCAGUUUGACUCACUGCAGCAGUUGGUUCAGCAUUACUCAGACCGAGCUGCCGGUCUCUGCUGUCGCUUGGUGAUUCCCUGCCACAAAGGGAUGCCGCGCCUCGCUGACCUUUCAGUCAAAACCAAAGAUGUGUGGGAGAUCCCACGGGAGUCACUUCAGCUGAUAAAGCGUCUCGGGAAUGGACAGUUUGGGGAAGUCUGGAUGGAGCAUGCGGAUGGUUUGUGCUUUAUGUUAACUGGCGUGUGUGUGAACCUCAUCCCUGACACUGUGGGUUUGAAUCAUGAUGCCUGGGAGAUCAGCAGAGACACGCUAGAAUUGGAGUUAAAGCUGGGCAAGGGAUGUUUUGCUGAGGUUUUCUACGGAACGUGGAACGGAACCACAAAGGUAGCCGUGAAGACACUGAAGCCUGGAACCAUGUCCCCUGAGUCCUUCCUGGAGGAGGCUCAGAUUAUGAAGAAACUCCGCCAUGACAAGCUGGUGCAGCUGUACGCCGUCGUGUCUGAGGAGCCUAUUUACAUUGUCACGGAGUACAUGGGCAAAGGAAGUCUACUGGACUUCUUGAAAGAUGGAGAAGGGCGAGCGUUGAAGCUGCCCAACCUCGUAGAUAUGGCUGCCCAGGUGGCAGCAGGUAUGGCUUACAUAGAGAGGAUGAAUUACAUCCACAGAGACCUGCGCUCUGCCAACAUCCUGGUAGGAGACAACCUGGUGUGUAAAAUUGCUGACUUUGGCCUCGCCAGACUCAUCGAAGACAAUGAAUACACAGCCCGGCAAGGUGCAAAGUUCCCCAUCAAGUGGACCGCCCCAGAGGCUGCGCUGUACGGCAAGUUCACCAUCAAGUCAGACGUGUGGUCAUUUGGCAUCUUGCUGACAGAGCUGGUCACCAAGGGUCGAGUGCCUUACCCAGGCAUGAACAACCGCGAGGUGCUGGAACAGGUGGAUCGGGGCUACAGGAUGCCAUGCCCUCAGGAUUGCCCCAUCUCCCUGCACGAGCUUAUGCUUCAGUGCUGGAAGAAAGAUGCAGAGGAGCGGCCCACAUUUGAGUACCUGCAAGCCUUCUUGGAGGACUACUUCACAGCCACGGAGCCUCAGUACCAGCCAGGCGAUAACCUCUAAAUCUUCGUUCUUGCCUCGAGCUUGAAGCUGGAUGCAAACAUACGAUAAAUAAAUAAAAACUGGAAACUUCCUGUACUUGCCACUAUUUGGUAGCUUCUGCAAAGCUUCCUUCGAUCAAAUUGAUCAUUUCAUUUCCUGUGCCCUAACCCACCCCGAGUGUAUGAAGAGAGGUGAGUUCGAAGGCAGUGUGGGAAUUGGGCUAGGACAAUGUAAUGUGAUGCCUGUAGUCAAUGUAAAUAUUUUUUAAAAGGUUGUUUUAAGUUUGUAUGUUCGCUUCAGUUCAAGAUAUAUUUUUAAUCUGCCAAAAACAAAGCCUAAGAACCAUCCGGAUAUUUCAUCUGUCUGUAUAAUACUUAAAGAUUACUUUGAAAACUAGUUUAUUUUUCCUCUUCCUGCAUCAGAUUAUGUCUUCCAUUCUGUUCUCGCCUCCUGACACAGUUUUAUUUUGCCUUCCUCAGAGUGCUUGUUGUCUUGUAGGCUACUGCUUUCUGUAUGGACAUAUUUUUUUUGUAAAUUAAACAUGAACAUGUACAGAUUGUGAUCAUAUCCU
Molecule: messenger RNA, 2543 nt
Organism: Corythoichthys intestinalis (scribbled pipefish)
Lineage: Eukaryota; Metazoa; Chordata; Actinopteri; Syngnathiformes; Syngnathidae
Product: tyrosine-protein kinase Fyn
Exons: 14
Coding region: 224-1993 (589 amino acids)
Biological process (GO): innate immune response; T cell receptor signaling pathway; protein phosphorylation
Cellular component (GO): extrinsic component of cytoplasmic side of plasma membrane
Molecular function (GO): non-membrane spanning protein tyrosine kinase activity; ATP binding; signaling receptor binding
Source: RefSeq, a predicted model, not a curated record